Molecule: messenger RNA, 5291 nt
Organism: Mya arenaria
Lineage: Eukaryota; Metazoa; Mollusca; Bivalvia; Myida; Myidae
Product: sushi, von Willebrand factor type A, EGF and pentraxin domain-containing protein 1-like
Exons: 9
Coding region: 91-2019 (642 amino acids)
Source: RefSeq, a predicted model, not a curated record
GAAAAAGGCCUUGACAUGCGCAGUACAUCCUACUAACAAAAACAACAAAAACGUACAAAAACAUUAACUUUUCAGACAGAUGCAAGGAUUAUGGGUCAAUAUGGAUGGUCUGGGGUCUUACUGCUGAGCCUGGUAGCUGUAUUCUACACAGAAGCUGCAGUUCUCUCCACCCCAGCAUCCAAUGAUACUGAAGAAGUAAAAAAUUGUGAACCACCAAAAAGCUUUGACAACGGCCAAUAUAUAGAGAGUGUUGGUAGCCCUUACAAGAUAGAAUACACCUGUCACCUGGGCUUUAUACUGGUGGGACCAACGGUUCAGAUAUGUGGCGAGGAUGGCGGGUGGAAUCCCCCGGGCCUGCCCGUUUGUGUAGAUGCAUUAUCGAUGUCUGAAAGGAAGGCAAAUGAAAAUGGCGGAAUUAUACAGAAAUUUGAUUCAGUGAAGUGUGACAGGCCCUACCUCCGUCAGGGACACCUGGAAUAUAUGGCUGGUUCGGAGUUCCUGGUGGGAGACAUGAUAACUGUGAAGUGUAGCGAUAACCACGCCCUACGGGUGAGCGACACAAUCAUCCAGGAGCUGCAGCUUGUGUGUGGUCAGGAUGGUAGCUGGAUCACUAUCGAUGGAUUCAAGGUGAAACCCGACUGCUCCAUCACUCUGUGUGGACCUCCGCCAGAGGUGCCUUACAGUCAUAUAGAUCUGAGUGAGCUCUCUCCCACCCUCAUGGAUGGGGAGGUUGCGUUCUACACGUGUAUUGAGGGCUACAUGCUGGUCGACCCCAGCACCAACAACCUCACAUGUCGUAACGGAGAGUGGACUGGCAGUUUGCCGGCUUGUCUGGUCAUACAGAAGUGUGGUCUCCCCAGGGACGUCCCCAACGGUCACUACUCAAACCCUGAAACAGCGCCGAAAAGCAGGAAUGAGUUCAGCAUAGGUUCCCACGUGAAGUAUUACUGCUACCCGGGCUACAAGUUGAUAGGGGACGCCACUCUGUUUUGUGAGCAGAAUUCCAAAUGGUCGCAUAACCCACCACAGUGCAUUCCGAAAGAUGGUUUGUAUACAAAUGAGUCAGCACAUUACUGCCCAACAGUCACCACUGUAAGUAACGGUCGGUGUUAUUGUGAGUCGAAAUCAAACCUGCAGUUUUGCGAGCCGUUCUACCAGGGCCUGCACAUAGAGUGUGUGUGUGACCACGGAUUCAGCAUGCUGGGACAGUCCAUUGUCACGUGCAGCGCUAAUGGGCAUUGGGACUAUGAAAUGCCCAGCUGUAUCAGGGAACCAGAAAUAGACGGGGACCAAGGCAUGAAUUCAUCCGGAUCCACAUACCACAUGAGCACCUUGGCAGUCGUCCUAGCCACCGCGUGCAGUGUUCUUGGUGUCCUUGUGCUUGUCAUGGUCAUUAUGGUUUUCCGUCGUCGCAAACCCCACCCACCUCGGUUAUGUCGCACGUCAGCUGUGCCGCCCCCUUACUCCCGCGUUCGUAGCGCUCCUCUCGAUGAACAUGAUCGUAUGUUGCUAAUCGGGUAUGAUAAUGCUCAAGCUGCUUUACCGUCAUACGAAGAGGCAACGAGAAGAGAAAAUAACCGAAAUAAUAGAGGUCAAGGUCAUCAUCAUAGUGUCGGAAAUGACGAUCUGGGUCAGGUCGGGGAAUAUCGACCUUUACCAAGCAUUCCUAAUACUUUCCGAUCAACUCAGUUACCCCAUGGGGAGGGGACAAGUAGACAUUCGAUAUUAACUACGAGUACAAUGAAUAGGGAUGGCAUAUCAGAUCGGGAAGUGUUCGGGUCUAUUGAUACGGUGAAUGUGAGCAUGAGUGAUGCUAGUACGGCUGUUACCGUGGAGACAAUGGAUAGCACAGGAUCACACCAUUCCAAUAUGUCGCGCAGGGCCAACGCUGGCAGCAUAAACUCAUCAAACGGCAGUCUCGUCACUGAAGAUGUUCCUCUGUUGGACAGUGCGCGGCGAGAUAGUGAAAUAGACUCUGUAUCGAACCAGGAGGACGUGUCCGACAAACCAGAGUCAUGAACGAGACUCCAGGCACCUGUGUUGGUGUGGCAUUAAGGAAAACUUGUAUUGGCUGAUAAGCCAUGGUACAGAAUGUUACUAAGGCCUCAAAGAAUUUUAACCAAAUUUUUCAGUGCUAUUUAUUUGUGACAUCAUGUCUAAGAAUUAUAAAACUAGUUUUAUAUAAAAAUGUAUAAUGACGUUAUUUCGUGAUGGUGAUGUCAAUUUCAAUAUAAACUAGAUUAUUAUUCAGUUAGUUUUAGGUGGCACUAAUGUAUUUUUAGCUUGAUUAUUCAAUGAAUAAUGAGAGCUAUUCUACUCACAAUAGAGUUGGUGUCAGCGUUACACCUUAAGGUUUUGCAUGUAAGCACUUUUAAGUCAUCUCACAGUCAUCGAAAUUAGACUUUUGAACAAGCCUGAAUGCUUAUACUAAUGCUUGGCAUCAAAUUUUGUAACAAGCCCUGCUAUAUAAAAUUCAGAAUUUGAGCAAGCCCGAAAGACAUUUUACCAGUGCAGGGCUUGCGGGCUUGUGCUAAUUUCGACCACUGAUCUCAGCAAAAACAUCAUGUAUUGCAUUGAAAAUUAAGAUAUAUGUAUUCCAAACUAUCGAAAUUACUUCAUUUUUAAAUUCUGGAUUUUGCAUUUAAGCAGACAUAGAUUUAUAUCUCAGCAACUACUUGAUGUAUUGCAUUGAAACUUGAUACAACGGUACUCAACAACCCAACUUACUCGAAUAAUCAAGUUAUAUUACUGCCAAAAGUGGCAGAAUAGUCAAGCGUGCUGCUCUGUGACAGCUCUUGGUUUUAUAAUAACUUAUAAUGCACCAAAGGGCACAAGAUCAUAGUUAUCAAUUUCAGUCACAUUUUAGAAUAGACCUUGUAAAUCUCUUCUUGCACCAUUAUAAAUUUUGGAGAAAUUGAUAUUCUAGGGACAUACUUUGAGUCUAAAAUGAUAAACUCUCCUAUACAUUAUGUAACGCCAUCUCAUGUUUUAUUAAGCAAGCAUUAUAAGUCAGUUGAAUAAAGCUUCAUUUGUUUUUUAUAUAGAUCAGGUCUAUUUUUUAGUCAUUUUAGCAUUUUUUAACAAUUUGUAGACUGUUGAUUGUGUUUUUAUAAAUUCUGCUUUAACUUAAUGGCAUAAUAGUUAAAACAGCUGAGCACGUAAUCAGCGAUAAAAUUUAUGUUUGCCUAAAUUGAAUUACAUGAAAAUUAAAAAAAAAUGUAAGACCUUUAUGUGAGUGGAACUUUGGUAAGCAAUCCAUCUUUAGGAUGCAUAUAAUGUUUGUGCAUUAAUAUAAGUCAUCCAUUAUUCGGAUGCAAAGAUUAGUAAGUGCAUUAAGGUAAGCCAUCCAUUAUAAAGAUGCAAAGAUGUGUUGGUGAUAUUUUAGAUAUUAACAUCAGAGAUUAUUUCUAUGUUUGAUUUAUAUUGAUUAACCAUUAUAUUAAUUUUGCAUUGAUUACAUUUAUGAAUACAACCAUAAUGACGCUACUAUAAUGACAUGAUAUAGUAAAGGGAGGUAAGAAAACAAAACUUGACUAUGAUUAUAUAGAAAUUUAUUAAUUUUUAUCUUAAAUAACAUAAUAUUUUCAAAAUCCCUCUGUGAACACUUUAAAAAUAUCUUCACUUUAUAUUUUGUACCUUUAAAAUGAAAUUUUACAAGUAGUAUUUUUGUACUUAUGAAGGCUGGCUUACCUUAAAAUGAAAGAGUGUUUUUAUACAGAAGUUGAAAAAUGAUUGUGUGACUUAAGGGUAUUCUGGGGUUUUUUUUAGCAACAGGAGGCUUUUCCACCUAGUUGUUUCUAGAAUCUUAAGAAUGGUCUCAAGUCUAGAAGAGAUUUUCAAUAGUGAUUGGGUUCUUUUUAUCAAGACUUCUAGGAGCGAAUUCAUAUCUAGGAGAGAUUUUUAAGAGUGCAGUACUGCUGUUUGAGAAUCCUUCCUAGGUAAGAUAUCAUCCCAAGUACCACUGUUGAAAAGCUCUUCUAGGUACGAACUUAUUCCUAGAUUUCUUCAUGAAAUGCCGCCAGAGGCAGUAUUUAAUUUAAUUCUUACCCUUAUCAUUAGCUUUGCCUCGGUGAUUCCAUUCUGUAUGUCGGCCAGUUUUACAUUCCAACUAAAACACUCAAAUUCAACCCUUAAACUUAAGUAGGAUCUAAGUUGAUUAUUUAAUAUGGAAUAUAUUCCCAGGACUCCACGGUGAAUAUUUUUUUGUCAAUGUCAAAAUAAAAGAAAAGUAUUAAUAUGUGUGUGUUUUUUAAUGUGUGAAAAUAGAUUGUUUGAAAAUCAUUUAAGUAAGUGAGCACAAAAAUCUCAUUCGUGUGCUGUAGACAAUGUCUGAGACUUUUUAAUGAAACAAAUUGUUGUGCUAGUUUAUGUAAAUACCAUGACUGUGAAUGUUGCCUUUUUGUUAUAACUGAUAUAAAUAUACAUAUUAAACAUUAAUGAGGUACAUGUAGUGUUUAAGAAAAAAAUACCUAAUUGAUUUUGUUGAUUUACAAUAUUACGCCAAAAUGUGAUUUUUAGCACCUUUUUUAUUCAAUUUUUGAUAUGAUUAUAACACAUGUAGCCAUUUUAGUGUGGAUGUAUUUGUAGAGUGUUUUCUUAGGUUAAAUCGGCAUUAUUUGAAUAUGAUGUGACAAAGUUCUGUAUGAUAAUGAGACAAAGUUUUGUAUGAUAAAUAGGCAAGGGUUUGUAUAAUAAUAAAAUAAAGUUGUGAAUGGUAAUAAGGCAAAGUUCUGUAUGAUAUUAAGAAAAAGUUAUGUAUGAUAAUGUGUAAAAAAUAUGUGUGAUUAAAGUUAUGACUUUUGUUUUUAUUAAGUAUUGUUGAAAACAUUUAUAUGCUGAUAAAAAUCAUGUGCAAUGUCAAAACUUGAUCGUGAAACUAGUUAGUGCUAACAGAAUACUGUCUAAUGAAAUAGAUUUUAUACCAAAUUAAGGGUCAUAUCAUUUAAACAUACACCCCACCCCAGGAAGGCUCUUUCAGGUUUGACUGUCUCCAUUAAGAAGUUUGUUUCAGUUGUUUUCCCACAUAACAAGAUUCUCCCUCUAGAUAAUUAUUUUUCUAAAACAAAAACAAAGAGCAUCAGUCCAAACCUAAAGAAUUUCCUAAGUUUGCCUUCCUGGGAUGGGUUGUAUGCUUUAGUUCGAUUAUACAGGUCAUUAUGUAGUUCUCCAUGUUUUGUAAAACAUUUGUAUACACCUUCAUUUUUAUAAAUGCACGUUAUGUUUUGAACUUUAUAUACAAUUUGUUGAAAUGAACCACACUCUGAAGUUGAAAAUAAACCUACAUAUUUUUA